AUGUCUGCCGUGCCCGAUCCGGAAAAGGGGUCCCACGCGGCCGACACCGCGACAACGACAAGCUCCGGCCAAGACUCGCCGCCACUCCGCCCUUUGAAGGGCGUCGAGUCUCGGCACAGCCACCGGAGCCGCUCCUUGUCCCACUCGUCCACCGACACUGACCCCCUCGAGCCUCUCUCUCACGCCCUUACCCCCGACCUCGAGACCGAGGCCGAGCAUGCUGCCCGGGAACCCAUUACGUACAUGCGCACCGGCACAAGUGUCGGCAGUACCGCCUCGCGCCCGCCUGAUUUUGAGGUCACCUUCGAGCCUGGGGACCCCGAGAACCCCAAGAACUGGCCGUUGUGGUACCGUGGCUGGACCAUCUUUGUUGUCUCGUUCUCUACCUGGGUCAUUGUCUUGUACAGCACCAGUUACACGGCGUCUAUUCCAGGCCUUGUGGAAGAGUAUCAUUCAACAACCGUCAUUGCGACGCUGGGUGUCACAACCUACCUCCUCGGUCUCGCUGCUGGCAGUCUGAUCGUUGCCCCCAUGAGUGAGCUUUACGGCCGUCAACCAGUCUACAUUGUUUGCUUCAUCAUCUCGUCGCUUCUCAUCAUCCCAUGCGGCCUGGCCAAGUCUUUGACCACGCUCAUUGUCGUCCGCUUCUUUGGCGCCCUCUUUGGUGCCGCCUUGGUAGCCAACAGCCCCGGAACUGUUGUCGACAUCGCCGAUGAGGAGUACCGCGCACUCGCCAUGUCCUUCUACAGCAUUGCACCACUGAACGGCCCCGUUACCGGACCCCUCAUCGGCGGCUUCGUCUACCAGUACCUAGGCUGGCGGUGGACUAACUGGGUCGUCCUCAUCAUCGCCGGCUUUGCCAUCUGCCUCAUGUUCACCCUCAAAGAGACAUACGCCCCGACCAUCCUGCAGCGCAAGGCCGCCCGCCUUCGCAAGGAGACCGACGACCCGCGCUGGUGGUGCCGUUACGACGAAAAGGUGUCCAAACUGCACCUCCUCAAGGUCAACCUCAGUCGCCCCUUUAUUUUCAGUUUCACCGAGCCUAUCCUGUGGUUCUUCAACAUUUGGAUCUCUUUGAUCUACGGCAUCCUCUACCUCUGCUUCGUCGCCUACCCGAUCGUCUUCUCCCAGCACCGCGGCUGGGGCCCGGGAAUCUCCGGUCUUGCCUUUAUCGGCAUCGGCAUCGGAACGAUCCUCGCCAUCGUAAGCGAGCCCAUCUUCCGCCGCAUCAUCAACUCCCACCCCAAGGACCCCGUCACCGGCCGCGUCCCGCCCGAGGCUACCGCGCGCGUCAUGACCAUCGGCGCCAUCCUCACCCCGAUCGGCCAGCUCGUCUUUGCCUGGACGAGUCUGCCGACCUCGAUCCACUGGGCCGUGCCCAUUGCCUUCGGUAUCCCCUUCGGUGCCGGUAACACCAUCUCCUUCAUCUACGGCUCCAACUACCUCGCGGGCGCGUACGGAAUCUACGCCGCGAGUGCUCUGGCAGGAAAUGCCGUCAUGAGAUCGCUCUUCGGCGGUACGCUGCCGCUCGCGGGACCGAGCAUGUACAGGGCGCUCACGCCGCAGUGGGCGGGCACGCUGUGCGGUCUGCUCGAAGUGGCGCUGAUUCCCAUCCCUCUCAUCUUUUGGAGAUACGGCGAGAGGAUCCGUUCCAAGAGCCGUAUCAUCCGCCAGAUGAGAGAGGACCAGGAGAAGAAUGAAAGUAAGCGGGCCAGGGCCCAGGCUAAGUUGGAGAGGAGGAAGGAGAGGGAGGCUGUCGCUGGUGGACACGGCGAGAAGACGGGGGUUUUUGAGAGGGACGAGCCAGCUGGACCGACUGAUAUCGAACAGACCACUGAUGUUGGUAAAGCUUGA
Colletotrichum truncatum is the source of this 1854-nucleotide messenger RNA. RefSeq names its product MFS transporter. Gene Ontology annotation, molecular function: transmembrane transporter activity. The record is from RefSeq and is a predicted model, not a curated record. Lineage: Eukaryota; Fungi; Ascomycota; Sordariomycetes; Glomerellales; Glomerellaceae. Gene Ontology annotation, biological process: transmembrane transport. Gene Ontology annotation, cellular component: plasma membrane.